Molecule: messenger RNA, 498 nt
Organism: Elephantulus edwardii (Cape elephant shrew)
Lineage: Eukaryota; Metazoa; Chordata; Mammalia; Macroscelidea; Macroscelididae
Product: taste receptor type 2 member 42-like
Exons: 3
Coding region: 1-498 (165 amino acids)
Biological process (GO): sensory perception of taste; detection of chemical stimulus involved in sensory perception of bitter taste; G protein-coupled receptor signaling pathway
Cellular component (GO): membrane
Molecular function (GO): G protein-coupled receptor activity
Source: RefSeq, a predicted model, not a curated record
AUGGGAAUGUUAGGAAAUGGAUUCAUUGGAUUAGUGAACUGCAUUGACUGGGUAAAGAAUAAAAAGAUCUCAUCAGCUGACUUCACACAAUUUUUAACUGCUUCCUGGGCAUUGGCUAAUCACCUUACCAACUGGUUUGCCACCUGCCUCAGUGUUUUCUACUUCUUUAAAAUAGCCAAAUUCUCACACUCCUGCUUUGCCUGGCUGAAGAGAAGAAGCAAUAGACUCAACUUUAUGGACACAAGUGACUUUAACACAGAGGCUCAUAAAAAGGCCAUGAAAAUGGUGAUGUCUUUCCUCCUCCUCUUCACAGUCCACUCUUCUUGCAACAUAACGGCACACGCGAUUGUCUUUGUAUUGCAGAAUCAAGAAGUCAAUGUUGUUAUCAUAUUCCUAUCAACUCUUUUUUCUGCAGGCCACUCAUUCAUCCUAGUUCUGGGAAACAGCAAACUGAGACAGGCUGCUUCAGGACUACUAAGGCAUCAUAAAUGUCUUUGA